This is a messenger RNA of Cololabis saira (Pacific saury), 3498 nucleotides long. Its product is annotated as solute carrier family 22 member 23-like. Gene Ontology annotation, cellular component: membrane. The record is from RefSeq and is a predicted model, not a curated record. The coding region runs from base 446 to 2425 and encodes 659 amino acids. Gene Ontology annotation, molecular function: transmembrane transporter activity. Gene Ontology annotation, biological process: transmembrane transport. NCBI's taxonomy places the organism in Eukaryota, Metazoa, Chordata, Actinopteri, Beloniformes, Belonidae. The transcript is spliced from 10 exons.
AUUCUAACGGCUGCAGAUGGAGAUGAGCGGCUCACGCAGGCGCAGCAGCGGGGGGUCCGCGGGGCGGUCUGAGGACCUGCCGAGGAGCCGCCGGGCCAGGCACUAGUAGGAACUGCCGAGGAGCCGCCGGGCCAGGCACUAGUAGGAGCUGCCGCAGCCGCCGGGCCAGGCACUAACAGGCAUCUUCCCCGGCAUGGACGCGUCCUGCAGCAGCGGAGCUUCAUGGAACACAGAGCCGGUGCGGGGGCGCGCCCGGACCCGCCGGGACCUGAUCCGGACCUGAUCCGGACCUGGACCUGAUCUGGACCCCCCAGCAGGACCUGAUCCGGACCCGGACCCGGACCCGAUCUGGACCUGAUCCUGAUCCUCAUCCCUCUUUGUGCCGGAGCUGCAGCUGCGCAGGCGCGCUGCGCUCCGCUCUUCCUUUCUUCCCUCCGUCCUGGAGAUGUCCGGGCGGCCGGAGGCCCCCGCGGGGCCCGCGGGGCCCGCGGGGCCCGCGCCCCCCCCCGGGGGGCCCCGGGUGGACGGCUGCGUGCUGCCCGCCCUGGGCGGGUUCGGCCGGUUCCAGCAGCGCCUGGUUCUGCUCACCUGGAUCCCCGCGCUGCUCAUCGGCCUCAGCAGGUUCUCCGACCAAUUCCUGCUGGCGCAGCCCGUGGGCACCUGCCCCUGGAGUAACGGGAGUACCGGGGGUAACGGGAGUACCGGGAGUAACUGGAGUAACGGGAGUACCGGGAGUAACGGGAGUACCGGGAUUAACGGCAGUAACGGGAGUACCGGGAGUAACGGGAAUAACUGGACCGCGCUGGGGGGCCCCGGACCCGGACCCGGCGGGGGCCCCGGGGGCCCCGGGGGGCCGCUGUGCGCCUGCGCGGAGCUGAGGCUGGAGCUGCAGACGGGACUCAGCCAGAACGUGGUUACCAAGUGGAACCUGGUGUGCGACUCGGCCUGGAAGGUCCACAUCGCCAAGUUCUCCCUGCUGGUGGGAUCCAUCGUGGGCUACCUGGUGAUGGGCGUCCUGGCCGACUGGUUGGGCCGUCAGCCGGUGCUGCUCGUCUCCGUCCUCCUCAUGUUGGUCUUCGGUGUCUCCGUCUCCUUCUCCGUCAACGUCACCAUGUUCAGCUCGCUGAGAUUCUUCGAGGGAUUCUGCCUGGCCGGGCUGGCGCUGUCCCUCUACGUGCUGCGCAUCGAGCUGUGCCCGCCGGCCUGGCGUUUCUCCGUGACGAUGGUGUCCAGCUUCCUGACGGUGGGGGGGCAGCUGCUGAUGCCCGGCGUGGCCGCGCUCUGCCGUCAUUGGUGCCGGCGUUGGCCGGACCGGGACGACUGGCAGGUUCUGCAGGUCGUCAUCGUCAGCCCCUUCGUGCUGAUGCUGCCCUACGUCUGGAUCUUCCCCGAGUCUCUGCGCUGGCUGCUCGCCACGCAGCACGACCGCCGCUCCAGAGCCAUGAUGCUCCGCAUCGCCCGCACCAACCAGGUGGAGACCACGCCGGAGGCUCGCGCCGUUCUGGCAGAGCUGGAGCAGCAGCUGCACAGGAAGCCCCAGCGCAGCUGCAUCGUGCAGGUGAUCAGCACCAGGAACCUGUGGAAGAACAUCGUGGUGCUGUGCGUCAACUCCCUGACGGGUUACGGGAUCCACCACUGCUUCGCCCGCAGCCUGACGGACCCGGAGGCCCGGCCCACGGCGCUGUGCCACGCCGACUACUACACCAUGGCCGGCAUCGCCGUGGCAACCUGCCUGGCGCUGUGCCCGGCCGUGGGGCUGAUGGGCCGGCGCGGCGGGCUGCUGGCCUUCAUGAUCAUCACGGCGCUGGCGUCGCUGCUGCAGCUGGGCCUGCUGAACCUGAUUGGAAAGUACAGCCUUCGCCACGACACAGUUCUGCGCGACACGCUGAACAGGAAGUUCUCCGUGGCCUUCUCCAUCAUUGGGAUGUUUUCCUCGCACGCCGUCAGCACACUCAGCAUCUUCUUCUGCGCUGAAAUCACGCCGACCGUCAUCAGGGGGGGCGGUCUGGGCCUGGUCCUGGCCAGCGCCGGCUUCGGCAUGCUAACGGCCCCCAUCAUGGAGCUGCACAACCAGAAGGGCUACUUCCUGCACCACGUGAUCUUCGCCUGCUGCACGCUGCUGUGCAUCAUCUGCCUGCUGCUGCUGCCGGAGCCGCGGGGCCGGCCGCUGCCCGAGAGCCUGGCCGAUGGCGACAGCUUCACCCGCCGGGGGGAGCAGCCCCCGGGGGAGCAGCGGCUGCUGCUGGCCAAGUACGACCGCGACUACUCCCUGGUCCACGACACGCCGCCGCACCUCCCCGCCACGACCACCGGGGGCGCCGCCGCCGCCGCCGCCACCACCGCACUGGCAGCGGUGCCCGCCACCUACGCCCUCGCCACCGGGGGGGAGCUGAUCGGGAACCGGGCCCUGGCCAACGGGGUGUGAGGGGGCGGGGUCUCCUCCGCCGCGGCAUCGACCCGGCGGCAGCACAUACUCAAUGAAAGGGAAAGCCGCCACGGCCGCGGCUGCCGCUUUGUGAGUUCUAUGUGAAAGGGGCUUGAGCAGGACGGGGUCUCCUCCGCCGCGGCAUCGACCCGGCGGACGAGGUGGAUAAGACCUGUAAGGGAAGUGCCGAGGAACUCUUGCUGUGGGACGGAGGCGGAGGUGGAGGAGGUGGAGGAGACGGAGGUGGAGGAGACGGACCGGUGGAGGAGACAGACCGGUGGAGGAGACAGACCGGUGGAGGAGACGGACCGGUGGAGGAGACGGAGGCGGAGGAGACGGAGGUGGAGAUGUACCGGUGGAUAAAACCUGUACUGGGCCGUAAGGUGAACCCCGCUAGCGUUUCAUCCUCCCACCUUUGGGGACGACACAAUCUCUACAUCAUAAUAAAGAUGGAUUCAUGCUCACCUGAGAAGUAAAAGUUUGGAGCUUAAAUCCCUGCAAGAGUCCCGUGAUCGGGACCACAAAACGGUCCUAGUUUCUUCUGAGCGUAGUCAGGUUUCCGUCCGCGGGUCGAGGUCGUCACGUGAUCCCGCUGCACCAAUAGGAUGUUACUAGUAAACACAACGGCAAUAUGGCGGCGGCCGUGGUGUGUUCCGGCUAAUAGCAUGAUGAUGAAAACAAACCCCAAAAGUCGUCAAAAAUGAUCAGAAAUGAUGUGAAACCGUGUUAAACCCACGGCCACGUCAACAAAGACCUUUGAGAUUAUUAGACAACGAGGCGGAGCUAAAGAUCUAAAGUAUCUCCAAACACUUGAUUCCAUACCAGGACAUGUAUUUUUCUAUAGAUAAGAACGCUAUUCUUUCAUUUGUUUUUAAUAAUAAGAUGGUUAUUGAUUAACUUGCUAUUCCAACUCCGAACUUUUACUCUAAGGUGAGCAUGAAUCAAUCUUUUUUAUGAUGUAAAGAUCGGUUCGUCCCCAAAGGUCGGAGCGGGAAUCACUUUCUGAAAUACGGUUCACCUUAUGGCCUAAAAGGGAAGUGCAGAUGAACUCUGGCUGUGGGACGGAGACAGAG